Molecule: messenger RNA, 8943 nt
Organism: Caenorhabditis sp. 36 PRJEB53466
Lineage: Eukaryota; Metazoa; Nematoda; Chromadorea; Rhabditida; Rhabditidae
Source: the annotation of a GenBank genome assembly
AUGGAAGCGACAACGACUGUCGGUUCGUCGGAUUGUAGCGCAGGUUGGGAGCAAGUGUCGGAUAAUUCACAGGUACGCUUGCUUACACACUAUUUUUGAAGUUUAUAAUAGUUGUCUCCUUCUUUGCUUCCUUUUUUCUUGUGUUCUUUGGUACAAACUUAGUGAGAUGACGAUCAGAUACUAUCGCAUUCCACGAAAAUGAGACCAUAGUACAUGAUGAAGGUCGUUUGGAUGGAAGAAGAAGAAGAAGAAGAAGAAGGAGAAGAAGAAGAAGGAGAAGACAAUCUCAUCUCCUCAUCUCGACCUUAUUCUCGCCGUGACAUAGUUACGAAACAUAGAUAACAGUGUCGUUUCGCCUCCUCGAUUUAUCUUUCGCCCAUCUUUCUUUCUGCGCGCGGAUCACGACGGAUAGAAAAGAGGACCCACUUACCUUUCCUGUUUUCUCUUUUCUCUUUUCACCUCACCAAUCAUCAAUCGUUUCAGACGAGCGAAAACAUGGAUUCGGCAUCAACGCUAUAUUGGCAAAAACAGGAGAACAUUGUCAUUUCGGGAGUGUCGGGCAGAUUCCCCAGAUGCGACAAUGUGAAAGAGUUUGGCGAUUUGUUGAUGGCCGGCGAGGAUCUCGUCACGGAGGACGAUCUCCGCUGGCCGCCCGGCUUCUACGAUCUGCCGAAGCGGCACGGAAAGCUGAAAGAGCUCAAAAAGUUCGACGCCGGCUUCUUUUCGGUGACGCCGAAACAGGCAAAGUACAUGGAUCCACAAGUGCGCAUUCUUCUCGAAGCGUCCUGGGAGGCGAUGGUUGAUGCGGGUGAGCGCCGCGCGCGUUUUGACCUACUUUUACAAGUUGUCGGGACCUUUCGAGACUAGGGAUUCUAGAAUAGCCGCCAAAAGUAUCCGGUAGAUGGUCCAACUCAAUCUUUGCAGGAAUCAACCCGAACGACCUGCGCGGCACGAGAACCGGAGUGUUCGUCGGAUGCUCGGCGUCAGAGACCUCCGGAGCGCUGACACAAGACCCCGAAACAGUGACGGGCUACACGUUGACGGGUUGUGUGCGCUCCAUGUUCUCGAAUCGCAUCUCGUACACGUUCGACCUGCAAGGACCCUCGUUCUCCGUGGAUACCGCUUGUUCGUCGUCGCUUUUGGCGCUUCAAUUGGCAAUUGACGCCAUUCGACAGGUAGGACGGGCCAUAGUUUAGAAAGAGAACAGUGUGCAAGUAUUGUAGGGUCAAUGCGACGCGGCGAUUGUCGCAGGAGCACACCUCACACUCACACCGACCGCAGCUCUCCAGUUCUUGAGAUUGGGCAUGCUCACCGACAAGGGAAGCUGCAGAUCGUUCGACGAUUCCGGCGACGGAUAUUGUCGUACCGAAGGAGUGGCCGCGAUUUUCAUCCAACGCAAGUCGAAGGCGCAGCGAAUCUACGCGACCGUACUUCACGCAAAGUCGAACACCGAUGGGUACAAGGAACAGGGCAUCACGUUCCCGUCGGGCGAAAGACAAGCUCAGCUGCUGCAGGAGGUCUACUCGGAGGCCGGAGUCGAUCCGAACUCGGUCUACUACGUGGAGACGCACGGAACCGGCACGAAGGUCGGCGAUCCGCAAGAGGCCAACGCCAUCUGCCAAGUGUUCUGUUCGAACAGAACCGAACCGCUGCUCAUCGGAUCCGUCAAGUCGAACAUGGGACACGCGGAGCCGGCGUCCGGAGUUUGCUCUCUUGCAAAGAUCCUCUUGUCGAUUGAGAGACAACGAAUCCCGCCAAACUUGCACUACAACACUCCGAACCAGUACAUUCCCGGAUUGGUGGACGGCCGAUUGAAGGUGGUCACGGAGCCGACACCACUGCCGGGAGGCAUCAUCGGAGUCAACUCGUUCGGAUUCGGAGGCUCCAACACUCACGUCAUCCUGAAGGCGGCCGAUCAUGAGGCGCCGGAGAUCACUCCACCACCAUUCACCAAAAUUGUCACGUUAGUUUUCGCACUUCUUUUCGCGUCGAAUUCAUCGUAUUUCAUUUCAGCUAUUGCGGAAGAACCCAGGAAGCCGUCGAGAGCAUUCUCGCGAACGUCGAAGCGCAAAAGGACGACUUGUACCUGCAAGCGCUGCUGGCGAAUCAGGCGAAUUUGCCGCCAAAGGACCUUCCGUUCCGUGGCUACGUGCUGCUGAACCGCGACAACAAUCAGGCGGCGUUGAAGAGCGUCUCGAAGAUUCCGAUCACCGAGCCACGUCCAAUCUAUUUCAUCUACUCGGGAAUGGGAUCACAGUGGCCGGGCAUGGCCAUCAAACUGAUGAAGAUUCCGCUUUUCGACGAAUCGCUUCGCGCCUCCAGCAAAACUUUGGACGAGUACGGACUGAACGUGUACGCAAUGUUGUGCAAUCCGGAUCCGGAGCAGUACAGCAGCAACACGCUCAACUGCAUGCUCGCGAUCACCGCCAUCCAAAUCGCGCUGACCGACACACUGUUCGCGCUGGGCGUCACGCCCGACGGAAUCAUCGGACACUCGACCGGAGAGAUGGGAUGCGGGUACGCGGACGGAGGAAUCACGCGCGAGCAGACGAUGCGACUCGCCUACCAUCGCGGAACGACCAUCAUGAAGCACACGGAGAUCAAGGGAGCGAUGGCGGCCGUCGGAUUGACCUGGGAAGAGGUCAAGCAGCAGGCGCCGCCCGGAGUUGUGGCCGCCUGUCACAACGGCGCCGACUCGGUCACCAUUUCCGGAGACAGCGACGGAGUUGCCAAGUUUUGUGCGGCGCUCAAGGAGAAGGACAUUUUCGCGAAAGUCGUCGACUCGUCUGGAAUUCCGUUCCACUCGCCCGCGAUGCUCGCCGUUCAGGACGAGAUGCUCGAGUCGAUGAGGACCGCCGUGCCGGAGCCGAAGCCCCGUUCUUCGAAAUGGAUCUCGACGUCGGUGCCCGAAGAGGAGUGGGAAUCCGAUCUGGCGGCCACCUGCUCGGCCGACUAUCACGUGCACAACGCCUGCUCGCCGGUCCUCUUCUACGAGGCGCUUCAGAAGAUCCCAGCGAACGCGGUCACCAUCGAGAUGGCCCCGCACUCGCUGAUGCAGGCCAUUCUUCGUCGUUCGCUCCAGAAGACCGUCACCAAUGUCGGUCUGAUGAACAAGCCAAAGUCGGAGAGCGACGACGAGUUGGAGAGCUUCCUCGUCUCACUCGGCAAAAUCUAUCAGGCGGGAGUGAACAUUCAGAUCACCGAACUCUAUCCGGGCGGACAGUUCACGGGCGUCGUGCCGAAGGGAACUCCGAUGAUCGGACCCAUGUGGAAGUGGGAUCAUAGUGCCGAUUGGCCGACGAUCGAUGGACGGCAAAUGACCGCUGGAGGCGGUGGAUCGAUUCCAGCCUCAGCGACAUACAACAUUGAUCCAUUUGCGGCUGAUUCGAAGGUAAACAAUCAUUUUGUUAGAGAUGAAGACAAACGGACAAACGCAUAAAGACUUUUUAUUGAUAAGAAUGAUACAUUUUUUUAGGAGGCCUACCUGUUGGAUCACUGCAUCGACGGUCGUGUUCUGUACCCGUUCACCGGACACAUGGUGCUCGCCUGGAAGACUCUUUGCAAACUGAAAAGUGUCGACUUCCAAAAGACGCCGGUCGUUUUCGAGAACAUCAACGUCUACUCGGCGACGAUCAUCACGAAGCCGAUCAAGCUGGACGUGGUGCUGACGCCCGGCAACGGAUACUUUGAGAUCAUCUCCGACGAUCAAGUGGCCGCGUCGGGACGAAUCUACUUUCCCGACGAGAACCAACCGUUCUACUACGGCAAUCUCGACGACAUUCGUACUUCGGAUAUUGCCGAUCGCAUCGAACUCGACACCGAGGACGCGUACAAAGAGUUCCUUUUGCGAGGAUACGAGUACGGGCAGGCGUUCCGCGGCAUCUACAAGACGUGCAACUCGGGCGAACGAGGAUAUCUUUACUGGACCGGAAACUGGGUCACCUUCCUCGAUUCGCUUCUGCAAACGGCGCUUUUGGCCGAACGAGCCGAUACGUUGAGACUUCCGACCCGCGUCCGUCAUCUUCGCAUCGAUCCGAACAAGCAUCUCGAGCACAUUCUCGAAAAGGACGGCAUCCAAGUGGUCGAGCUGCGAAACGAUCACUCGACGAACGGAUGCAUUGCCGGAGGCGUCGAAUGCUGUGAUCUGACGGCUCACACCGUGUCGCGAAGAAUCCAGUGCUCGGGACAACUCUAUCACGAGAAAGUCUACUUUGUGCCGCACUUUGACAAGAACUGCCUCAAAGAUCAACCGGCGUACGCGUCGACUCUGAACGAGUACACUACGGUUCUCAGGAACACCCUUUUGAAUGGAUUCUCAAAGUGGCACAAGGAGGGACUUGUGAAGAAGUUGACGAACGGACGGCUCAUCGAGACGGCUCUCAAGGCUCUGAAGUCGUCGAGUUCUUCGAAGAGCGCUGUGGCACCGGGCACUGUUGAACGCUUCAUGAACGAUGGAAAAUGCACGGUUUUGCAUCACUUCACCGAGGUAAGCACACAGUUUACAAAGCGAUUCAUCGAUUCAAUUGUUUCAGUUGUUCGCCCUCAAAGAUACUGAUGAUUUCGAAGAGCAAGUGAUCAGCAAGAUCAAAAGUGUUCGCGGAAUCUUUGAACUCGACCGGCUCUGGGCAGGCGCCGUCAUUUGUGAUCGGGUUCUCAAGAGUCUGCAGGACAUUUGCAUCGAGAAUUCGGCGGGUCAUCACGUAAAAAUGGCGUCUGUCGACCUGGUCUCCACGGAUCAGAUCAAGCACUGCAUCGAAGCCAACUCCACGCAUCCACUUCUCGAAGUCGACUAUCUUUGCGUCGGAUCCAAUCUCGAUCAUCUCGACGAGAGCACGCUUGAGAUUUUGGGAGGAAAGAAGCAGAAGGUGGUGUUGGACGAGCACUUUACCGGCAACGGAGAGAUCAAGAAUCUGGACUACGUCGUGCUCGACAAGGUGCUCAACAAGAAGAAGAACCCGACGGUGUUCCUCGAGGCGUGCAAACAUCUCAUCAGGGACGACGGCUUCUUGUUGGUCAUCGAAGUCACCGGACAGUACGAGAUUGCGUUCGCUGUUGAAGCGUUCCUCGGAACCGAGAUGGCCGACGCGGAGAAUGAGAAGAGGAAAUACGGACAGUUCUUCACCCACGAACAAUUGUUGGAGCUGUUCCAGACGAACGGAUUCAAGUUGUGCAACUAUCAACGCGAUCCGUCCCUGAUGACCGCCACCUACAUGAUCCGUCGCACUCCGCCCGUUCCAAAGGCUCCAGUCUUUGUGGAUGUUGAUGAUAUCAAGGAGUUCACGUGGAUUGAGCCACUGCAAAAGAUUGUCGAAGAUCGGCUAAACGCGCCUGAAUCCGAAACCAUCUGGCUCGUCAGCAACAAGGUUUGUUUCUUUUUUUUUUCUUUUAAAUUUUCUAACUAUUGUAUGCCUCUUUUAGUGUCGUAACAACGGAGUCGUCGGACUCGCCCUGUGCUUCGUCGAAGAGAAUCUGAAGGCGAACCGCUUCCGCUCUGCCUUCGACAUGUCGACCGAUCGAGCGAUCCGUGAGGGACCGGCCGUUUGGAGUGUCGACGAUGAGGCGAUGAAGAAGCUGAUCGACCUGGACCUUCACGCGAACAACUACAUGAACGGCGAGUGGGGAUCGAUGCGUCACAUUGUGGUGAAAGAAGAGGACGCCCACGUGUACAAGGAGUGCGAGCACGCGUUCAUCAACACCCUCACGCGUGGAGACGUCUCCUCGCUCACCUGGUUCGAGUCGCCCAACCAGUACUUUGACGCGAUCACCAACAAGAAGAAGUCGCACGAGUUGUGCUCCGUCUACUACGCGCCGAUCAACUUCCGUGACAUUAUGCUCGCCUACGGACGUCUUCCACCCGACGCCAUUCCCGGCAACUUUGCCGAUCGUGAAUGUCUGCUGGGAAUGGAGUUCUCCGGACGACUCUCCGAUGGAACGCGGCUGAUGGGAAUACUGCCGGCGCAGGCGCUCGCCACCACUGUCACCGUCGAUCGGGACUAUGCGUGGCAGGUGCCCGCCGACUGGACCCUUGCCGAAGCGUCGACGGUCCCGGUCGUCUACACAACCGCCUACUACGCGCUGGUUCGCAGAGGACAGAUGAAGAAGGGCGAGAAGGUUCUGAUUCAUGGAGGUGCCGGUGGAGUUGGACAGGCGGCGAUCGCGAUUGCUCUGGCCGCCGGAUGCGAAGUGUUCACGACUGUCGGAUCGAAGGAAAAGAGGAACUUCCUCAAGAACCUGUUCCCGCAACUGCAAGACCAUCACUUUGCCAACUCACGAUCCGCCGACUUCGAACUGCACAUUCGGCAGCACACCAAGGGACGCGGAGUGAACAUUGUGCUCAACUCGCUGGCCAACGAGAUGCUGCAAGCCUCUCUACGAUGCCUGGCCCGUCACGGACGCUUCCUCGAGAUCGGAAAGGUGGAUUUGUCGCAGAACUCGUCGCUCGGCAUGUCAAAGUUGCUCGACAACGUCUCGGUUCACGGAAUCCUUCUCGACUCGAUCAUGGACCCGACGGUCGGAGAUAUUGUAAGUUUUGGCCUCAAUCCAACGCGUUUCUUAUAUAGUUUUUGUCGCGUUUUUAGGAAGAAUGGAAGGAGGUUGCGAAGCUUUUGGAGCAAGGAAUCCGUGACGGAAUUGUGAAGCCGCUUCACGCGCACACGUUCCCAUCGGACAAGGCCGAGGAGGCGUUCCGUUUUAUGUCGGCCGGAAAGCACAUCGGAAAAGUGAUCAUGGAGAUCCGAACGGAAGAGUCCGUGAAAGUGUGCGCUCCUUCAAAGAUCUCGGUCCGCGCGAUCUGCCGCACACUGUGCCAUCCCCAACACGUCUACCUCAUCACCGGAGGACUCGGCGGCUUCGGACUCGAGCUCGCCCAAUGGCUCAUCAACCGCGGAGCGCGGAAACUUGUGCUCACGUCGAGAACCGGCAUCCGAACCGGAUACCAGGCGAGAUGUGUUCACUUCUGGCGACGCACCGGCGUUUCUGUGCUCGUCUCGACACUGAACACGUCGAAGGAAAGCGAUGCGGUCGAGCUGAUGAAGCAGUGUCUGGCGAUGGGUCCGAUCGGCGGGGUCUUCCAUCUGGCAAUGGUCCUGAGGGACUGUCUGUUCGAGAAUCAGAAUGUGCAGAACUUCAAGGAUGCGGCAGAGGCAAAGUACUACGGAACGAUCAAUCUGGACAAUGCGACACGCGCGCAUUGCGACAAGAACAGUCUCAAGUGGUAAGACCUUUUGGGGACCGUUUUUUUUUAGUUUUAGUUUUAAACCAUAAUUCUCCAGGUUCGUGGUCUUCUCCUCGAUCACAUCGGGACGUGGAAAUGCGGGACAGACGAACUACGGAUGGUCGAACUCGACAAUGGAGAGAAUGAUCGAUCAGCGCCGCGCCGACGGCUUCCCCGGAAUCGCCAUUCAAUGGGGCGCCAUCGGAGACGUCGGCGUCAUUCUCGAGAACAUGGGCGACAACAACACGGUCGUCGGAGGAACGCUUCCGCAACGAAUGCCCUCGUGUCUCUCCUCACUCGACAACUUCCUCUCGUGGAACCAUCCGAUCGUUUCGUCGUUCAUCAAGGCGGAUAUGGGCGCGAAAAAGAGUGCGGGCGGCGGCAAUUUGAUGCAAACCAUCGCGCACAUUCUCGGUGUCAACGACAUUUCGCAACUGAACCCCGACGCGAAUCUCGGCGAUUUGGGACUCGACUCUUUGAUGGGUGUCGAGAUCAAGCAGGCGCUGGAGCGAGACUACGAUAUUGUGCUGUCGAUGAAGGACAUUCGCACACUGACGCUCAACAAACUGCAACAGUUGGCCGAGAACGGUGGAUCGAGUGGAACCGCGCUGCAGGUGAACGAGCUCGAAAUGAAGAAGGACGGGGAGCGAGACGCCGAGCUGAACACUGUCGAGAUGCUCGAGAAGCAGAUGAACCAGCUGUUCAAGAUGCGUGUCGACGUCAACGAUCUCGACCCGCAGGACAUUAUUGUGAAGGCGAACAAGGUGGAGACCGGCCCGAUCACCUUCUUCGUGCACUCGAUCGAGGGAAUCGCGACGCCGCUGAAAAAGGUGAUGUCCAAGUGCGAAUUUCCGGCGUACUGCUUCCAAUCGACGAAGGACGUGCCGCAAAACUCGAUCGAGAAUGUGGCCAAGUGCUACAUUCGCGAGAUGAAGAAGAUUCAGCCGGUGGGACCGUGGCGCAUCGUCGGAUACUCGUACGGAGCGUGCAUCGGAUUCGAGAUGGCCACGAUGCUUCAAGUCAGCGACGGACCGCAGUCGGUUGAGCGGCUCGUUCUGCUUGACGGAUCGCAUUUGUACAUGCAGACUUAUCGAAAUGUGAGGGAGGAGUUGUUGACAACUGAAAACGUAAUAUUAUCCGUUCAGGUGUACCGCAUGGCGUUCGGAGUGACCGGAGACACACUUGUGAACAAUCCUCUGUUCGAGUCGGAGAUCAUGUGUGCCAUGACUCUUCGCUUCGCCAACGUCGACUACAAAAAGUUCCGUGUCGAGUUGCUGCAACAGCCCGGAUUCAAGGCGCGCGUGCAAAAAGUCGUGGAUACGGUCAUGACCACCGGACUCUUCAAAUCGCCGGAGACUGUCGCGUUUGCGUGCGAAGCGAUGCACGCAAAGUUCCUGAUGGCUGACAAGUAAGCGAACCGAACCGAACCCGACAAUAUCUCACAACGACACUUUCGACAUUUAGGUACAAGCCGGAGCGAAAGUUCAACGGACACAUCACGCUGAUCCGCGCCGAGCAAGGAGCCGCCAGAGAAGAGGAUGUCGGACGGGACUACGGUAUCAGUCAGGUGUCCGAUGAGUCGAAUGUGAGUUGUUUUGGCACCGCCCCGAAUCAGAACCGAUAUUGUCCGUUUGCAGGUGUUCGUCGUCGAAGGAGAUCACGACACGUUCGUGCAAGGCAAGAGCUCCGCCAAAACCGUGAGCAUCAUCAACGAACUCAUUCUGCAUUGA